AUGGCAUCCGCACUCUAUGCCUAUACUCCCACAGAUGCCGGUGAUUUAGCUUUGCAGGCCAACGAUAGAAUUCAAGUUCUCGAGCACAUGAACAACGACUGGUGGCGUGGAAGGAAUGAGCGGACAAACCUCGAGGGAAUUUUCCCAAGAACAUACGUCACUAUUAUCGAUGAGAAGCCGGCAGUUCUCUCACCACAGCCAACAAACUAUGGAAACAUGCCACUCGAAGUUGCUGGUUCAAGUAGCCAAGGGGGAAAAAAGACGAGCAAAUUCGAAGAGAAUGGCAAGAAGUUCGGCAAGAAAAUGGGGAAUGCUGCUAUUUUCGGUGCCGGUGCUACGAUUGGCUCAAAUAUCGUCAACGGGAUCUUCUAG
Ophidiomyces ophidiicola is the source of this 372-nucleotide messenger RNA. It is a transcript of the gene PIN3, whose product is annotated as protein that induces appearance of [PIN+] prion when overproduced. The coding region runs from base 1 to 372 and encodes 123 amino acids. Gene Ontology annotation, cellular component: ESCRT-0 complex. The record is from RefSeq and is a predicted model, not a curated record. Gene Ontology annotation, biological process: protein transport to vacuole involved in ubiquitin-dependent protein catabolic process via the multivesicular body sorting pathway. The transcript is spliced from 3 exons. Lineage: Eukaryota; Fungi; Ascomycota; Eurotiomycetes; Onygenales; Onygenaceae. Gene Ontology annotation, molecular function: protein binding.